UGGCCCUCCCCGCGCAUGCGCGGUGGCGGACUCUGAGGAGAUGUGAGGGAGAGAGACAGCGAGAGCGAGCCGGGCGCGGGGCUGAGUCACUGACUGACGGGAUCCUCCUCCUCCUCCUCCUCCUCCUCCUCAUCCUCUUCUUCCUCCGUCUCCUUCGGGGGGAUGCGGCGGCCCUGAGGAGGCCAAGGCCCUCUUCCCUUCGCCUUCCUCGCCCUCCCUCGCCUCCCCUCACCCGCCGGCACCAUGAUGGAGGAGAUGGACCGCUUCCAAGUGCCCGCCGUCAGGGCCGAGAUGCAGCCUCUGGAUCCAACAGCAGCCUCCAUCUCUGACAGAGACUGCGAUCCGAGGGAGGGAGAGACCGUCGCCAUGAAUUACAAACCGUCCCCACUACAGGUGAAAUUAGAGAAACAGAGGGAGUUGGCUCGGAAGGGGUCUCUGAAAAAUGGCAACAUGGGGAGCCCUGUCAAUCAACAGCCCAAGAAGAACAACGUCAUGGCCCGGACAAGGCUGGUUGUCCCUAACAAAGGCUAUUCCUCGUUAGAUCAAAGUCCUGACGAAAAGCCAUUGGUAGCACUGGAUACAGACAGUGAUGAUGACUUUGACAUGUCCAGAUAUUCUUCCUCGGGAUACUCUUCAGCUGAGAUCAACCAGGACUUGAACAUCCAGCUGCUCAAGGACGGCUACCGGUUAGACGAGAUCCCGGACGACGAGGACCUGGACCUCAUCCCCCCGAAGUCGGUGAACCCCACCUGCAUGUGCUGCCAAGCCACCUCCUCCACCGCCUGCCACAUCCAGUAAUGAAGCGAGGGAGGCCUGGCAAGGGGCGACGAUCAGUGCUUUCCACGAUAACUGUAAAACUUAACAGCCAUUGCUUCCUCCUAUGGUAGGACGUGCACCUCUUUGUGUUCAUGGAGCCAGGAGAAACCAAAAACAAACAAACAAAAUAUUCCUUUUAUGAUCCUCUUUCUCAUUUUUCUUUUAAUUUUCAAAAGUGAGCCGUGAGGUGCCCGGUGUGGCUUCGUGGCCAAGAGCGUCCAUUCGGCCCCCUUGAGCCUGAGCCUGGCUUCCAAGCCUCCCGUAUGGGAUUUGGGGCAGGGCGAGGGGCAGGUGAGCCCCUCUAGGUAUCCCUUCCUGCCACUGUUCAUUCCACCUGCAGCCAGGUGCCCAGGCAGGGGAUGAUGGGAUGGCAUUCACUUUGACAUGGGUGGGAGGAGUGGGAAUGAAUGGAGGAUCGUUGAUGAAGUCCAGUUGGGUUUUGACAUUUUUCUAAACGACAGUGGUAUUUGCAGCAUGCUUCCAAAUAAGUAACACUAACCAUAGUAAAAAACGCAGCACAACACAGACUAGUCAGAGUAUACUAUACGUUUCGUUCUUAUUGGUCUUGCUUUAUGUUUGCAGUAGAGAGUUUCAGUGCAAUGAACAGUCGUGUAGUCCAGGCAUGGGCAAACCUCAGCCCUCCCUCCAGGUGUUUUGGACUUCAACUCCCACAAUUCUGUUACGAAUUGUGGGAGCUGAAGUCCAAAACACCUGGUCAGAGGGUCGAAGUUUGCCCAUUCCUGUCCUAACCUGUUGUUAUGUAGGUCAGCCUUAGACCGACAUAUAACUACUCCCUAGGUUUUGUGAAGCAGAUUAAGAUAUGAGGCCUCUGUCCCACCUCUUAUCCAGGAAUAGCAGAACUAAUACAUUUUUAAAAGUUACCCCAUUGACGUUUGAAAGUCAGUUCCCUCGGGGUGCAUUACUCUGUAUAGCUAGGUAUUAAGGGCUUCUGUCCCUCUCUGGCAGGGAGAGAAACCCGUCCACGACUGAACCCUUCAUUUCCUAAACUCCAGCCGGAGAGAAAUGAUCGUAUCAGAAACAAAACCAAGGCCUAGGAGGACUGAACUUGGGGAGAAACAUCUUAAUCCCUUUUAAAGAGCGUCUACCUAGAGAUUAACUAAUCAAUAUCUAAUUUUCACAAAUGGUUUAUGGUUGUUGACCCACACAACAAUCCCAGCUCUUUUAGCUUUGCACUGCUUAACUUUUCCCUCCCUCCCCUUCUUUUGUGUUUUAUCUUCUCCCAGGCGUCUGGGUUGGGAAAGGAGUAUGCUUUGAAUUGAUCAGUCUGCAUUGAAGAGGUGGAAUUAUUCAGGCACUUUCUAGUUUAGCUGCAGGCUCUCCUUCCUGGUGUGUGCUUUCCACAAAUACCACGGAAAGUGUAGCUUUUGCUCCUCUCCAUCUUCACUAAAGUCCUUGGCGGGGGCAGUUUUAAGGAGGUCAGUGCAGAGGCAUAAAAUGGGGAAAAUCUUUUAGCUACUCCUUGCUUUGUGUCUGUAUGCUUCUGAGAAAAGGACAGAUAUCAGUUUGGAGACAAUGACAUCUUGUGGGGUUGCCAUCUGAAAGCUGGAUGUAGUAACAAAUCUACAGAAAAUGUCACAACCAUGUAUUGCAGACAUUUCACACAUUACAGGGGCCAACCUGGGUUUUGCCAUAGUGCAUAUUAAAAGAAGAUACAGUCCAUCGUACCUCCCUGAUAAACAUGUCUAUGGGAAUCACACAUUUGCAAGCAUGCAUUGCUGUUAUUUGCAUGCACUUUUAGCAUUGUAGGUGGAUUUGUAAAAUAUCUUAGGUACGUGCCUGAGAAAGGGAGUGCAUUGAAUGGCUUUCAUAUAGAAUAUGAAGCACUGGUGAAUAGGUCAUUUAGGAAAACAGUUGAGAAGGGCUCUUCGUUUUUCCUCCUUACUAAGCCCCACAUGUGGGUUCCAAGCCACCCCUUUCUUAGUGCCACACACAUGGCUAGUGCAGAAGCAUUUGGCAGCUCUGCAAGUCUGUGAUGCUCAUGGAGUUGGAAGGAAGGAAGGGAGCAAUGAGAUGAGGAGGCUUCCGUUGCAUAGAAGAGACCUGGAAUAAUAAGAACUGGUUGCCCCAGGAAGUUCUGUUCUGCAAGAAAGUUCCAUGUUCCCAGAAGAUAAUGUCCCUCACAAGGAGGUGUUAUUCCAGAAAAAAGGCUUUUGACCAUCUCUGGGUGGAUGGACGGACCCAGAGCCCAUCCAGGCCUCUUCAGCUUGCAAGCGAAAAACGUAGCUGCUGCAAAUGUACGCUUAGCCCACAAGCUUCUAUGAGUCUUUAUUUAGCCUUGAUGGCAAACAUUUAUGAACUUGAAUAUUAGCUUUGCAUUUCUGCUGCUUCUGGGAUAAAAUUGGGGUUAUGUGGCAGCUCCCACGUCACUUUAGAGUCAGUGUUCCACUUCUCAGCUAUCUUGUUCUUUCCUUCCACUGAACAGGUGCGGAAGAGCAAGCUUCCACAGGCACGGACCCUCCUGCCACUCUGUGCAUGAGGUCUUGUUCAUCGCACCUGAUAGAAGGACAAGUUGUUCAUGCUUUAUCAGGGGCCCUGUUCUGCAUGCAGGUAGGACUCUGGAUCCUCCUUCCAGGCCAGCCGUGGGCAAACUUCAGCCCUCCUCCAGGUGUUUUGGACUUCAGCUCCCACAAUUUGAGUCUCUUUUUUACAGAAAUAAAGCAGGAUAAAGUUCUGAUCCCUGAGGCAUGACAUCCUGUCUGACAGAGGCAGAAAGCAAGUAAACAGAGAGCUUUGCGAGAUGGAUAGUCCUGGCUGUCUUGGCUGGGCAAGAAGUUAGGAAGGGCAGGGAGAAAGAGUGGCUGCCAUAGUUCCAGGUAGGAAGAACUGGUAACAAGAAGCAUGGACCCAAUCACAUGUAUUAUGGUAUAUGUACUGGUGCUCAUGUCCUUGUUUCUCCUCUUCUUCAGACAGAAAACUUUUCCUGUAAUUGGAAAGCGGGAGGGAAAGGAAGGCGGAUUGGAUAUCUUCAUCAUAAGACCGUGGAAACAGUCAUGUGGGAGCACGCAGGGAAGAGCUAGCUUUCAGUGUGCCAUUUACAUUUAGCUACCCAGCCUGCAUUUGUAAAGGCAAAGGGAGAAACAAUCCCUCCAGUGGUUGCAUGGCCAACAUAUCUUUUGCUGUUGUUGCUGAUUCUUCGUCAUGGCACAUCAAGGCUUGCUGCAGGUUUGCUUCCUGCUUGGAAUUGCGUUAGGAGUCCAUAACUCAUUCAGAUUUGGGAAAAAUGUCAAAGCAGCUUCCAGCAGGGAAGGAUUCUGCAGCAUCCUCGCAUUGAGAAUUCCUGGCAGAUGGUUGGCUGUUUGAAAGGUUUUUCUAUUUCUGCCGUGACUUAGGCAGGCUAGAUAUAUCUCAUGAGCUGUCAGAAAAGUCAUUACAUCCUGGUCCUGAUGGAACCUUAAUCUGUCACAACACCAUGCCCCAGUAAACAUGGAAAGUGACUGCAGGGAGCCAUUCCUCUUUUGCUUUUCCCAUUCUCCCUCUUGAGUGGCUUUUGGGUCUAGCUUUCCAGGUUUGGUGCUGUGGUGGAGUGAGGACUGUGGCUUUUCUAGGGCUGCCUUCAAGGAGGGACGGUGCCUCACCGUGCAGUUUGCAUCUUCCUUUGCAACAGUUUCCAUAGUGAGUUUAUUAACAGUUUGCUAUAGCCUGACAUCCAGGAAGAAGAGCAUGAUCAUACUUCUUAAUAACAUUCACGCAGGCCACAGGAGAGAGGAAAUAUUCUGAGUGAUUAAAGGAAGCUUUGUUUCUCUUGUGUUGUCGAAGGCUUUCAUGGCCGGGAUCACAGGGUUGUUGUAUGUCUUUCGGGCUGUGUGACCAUGUUCCAAAAGUAUUCUCUCCUCAUGUUUCACCCACAUCUAUGGUAGCCUCUGAGGAUGCCUGCCAUAGAUGUGGCGAAACAUCAGGAGAGAAUACUUCUGGAACAUGGCCACACAGCCCGAAAGACAUACAACAACCCUUUGUUUCUCUUGUUGUUUGUCCAAAUAUUUGUUGUCUUCAUUCCCAUCUUUAAGGUUCUGAUAGACUUUAUUAUAAACCGAUUUUUGGUAGAGUACAUCAGGACGUCUUUUGGUCCUUAGCUCUCUUAUGAAGAAGCCCUGUGGUGACUUCAUCAGUGUGCCCAAUUCUUGAAAUGCAAAUGAGUUUUUCUUUAAGUAUUUCCAUCCUCUUGGGAUGUGUUCCCUGUAAUUAGCUGUUUGGACUGCAUGAAAGGGGCUUAGCCCUUUGACAUGAGACUAGAACAGACAUGGUCAAACUUUGGUCCUCCCUCCAGGUGUUUUGGACUUCAACUCCCACUUCAUUGGAUGUGUUGCAAUAGCAGAUUCCCAGAUUAGUUCAGUAUUUGCACCUUAUUUUAUUUAUUUUUGGUCAUUUAAUAUUUAAUGUUUAUUUUACUUAAGUGAUAUUUGUCUUUACUGUUCUAAUUUAGCACAAAUCCUAUGUAAAAAAAAUCAUACUACGUAUUUUUGACAUUAUUAUUGAAAUCUGAAAUAUAUACAGAAAGUACUUACUUCAGUUGUGGGAGUUGAAGUCCACUGCCUGGCAUAUAGUUCGUGGCCCUUUUGGAGGCACCUUGUGGAAGAAAGAGCCACGUGCUUUCUAUUGGCUUCCAUUCUGCUGCUCCUGUGGCCCUGCUGUUUGUAGCCAGAGGCAAGUAGUGACAGGUAUCAUUGGCUGAAUGCUGCAGAGAGGUUAAACAGUGCAGAAGCAAUUCCCAGUAGCUAUGUGCACAGCAUUCCAUCAGCAGCUGUUGGCUCUUGAGCUGUGAAUCUGAAAACUCUUGAAGCUGUCAAGAAGAGCACAGCAGGACCUUCCUUCCCUUCCUGUACAAGAAGGAAACUUAAUUUCCUUGGUUUCCUGGCAUAUUCUAAUCAAUAGGGAUCUGGCCUCUUUUUCAGGGUCUAAGUCACCUUGGAGAGAAUGCUGGGAUUGGCACCUUCCUUAGAAGAGAAGUCAUGGGGAUCAAUAACCGUGCCAGUUCAGUCCGGCUUGGCAAUCCAUAAAAAAAAUGCAAGUUGCUCUUUCUGCACACGGUGAAAGGCACAGAGCUUGGGAACAUUGCAUUUUUACAUUCUGAGAAGGUAGGGGACCUCUUGCCUUCAUCUUUCCCAGUGCUGUCCAGCGUGUAAACCUUUGCUUAUGGACUGAGGCAGAGACCUAUUCCCCCUACGACAUAAGAGGCCAUCGUGCCAAAGAUCAGACAUCUGCUUUCCCCAAACAAUUCUCAACACAAGUUCAGUGAAGUUGUGGGCAAAGAGAUGCACCAAGCAGUAGCCAAGGCAUACUUUAGCUGUGGAGAUCUGUGUCCAGUGGCUAGUUCUAGUAGGAUCAUAAAGCUUGUUAAAUGGCACACAUUAAUCAUUCACAUCUUGAAGUUAAUUGUGAACGUUGUCUCCCUGCCCUUGUGCCCCUGCUAGGAAUAAAGGAGUCUCUCUGUGCUGUAUUGAAAUGUCCCAGUUGGCCCCUUCCUCGUUCCCACCCCAUUGGUAAACAAGGCCUGUUCAAAACCUACUCCACACCCACCUGCUCCAAAAAACAGUUAGCCUAUCUUUCCCCAAAGACAGGCAUGGGCAAACUUCGGACCAUGCUUGCCCAAUGAGGUGCCAAGGAAAGGGAGUUGUACGAUGUGUGUGGGGACUGAGCGUGCAUGGUUCCAUCUGUGCCACGAAAACUGUAAGCCUGGGCAAGAGCCUAGACACAUGCACGUUUGUUUUCUGUCUGGGACAGAGCCGUCUCAACAUGUGGGAGAUACGAUGAGUCAUGACAAUUGGCCCACCCUCCAGGCACUUCGCCCUCCUUUGAAUAAUUUUCCUCUGUUCAGAUGUAACCAGGAGCCAUCUUCCUCUCUGAACUCUCUCAAGGGCGAGCAUGGGAUCCUUGUAGAAGUCCUGGCCUCGUUGCCCAUCAGGCGACACGCACCUUAUUUAUUGCCAACAACGGCUUCAUAAGAUCAAGCCCACCUUUUAAAAAUACUAUCGUUAUUAACUUUUUGCACACACUGCAGUGCAGCUAUUAGGGGAAGGAAGUGAUGGGGAAAGAAACCAUCGCCACCGGGUUUCCUUUCCUCAUAACCGGCCAGUAGGAAGCAGCUGUUUUUAUUAUUAUUAUUCAAUUUUGGAAGGGGAAAUAACCUUUUUAUUUGUUUGCACUAUCUAUUGAACUGUCUCUCCUCUUCCCGCUGUCAGGCAAAGUUACCAGGGCUGCAGAGAUGCGACAGACCUUUCCUUUGUGCCAGAAAUGUGUGCCAUGAUGGAGAGAGAUACACCCGCUUGCAGAGCAAGUGAUUUCUUCUGGGAAAGAUUAUUUAGAAGGGGUGGCUUUGUUGGGCAUUUGCCCUCCCCAAUGGAAACAAUGGCUGAAAUCAGUUGGGUUCAGCAGAAUGAUUUGCCUCUGCUCCCUGCAUCCCUCACAGUGGCCACUGCAGCUGCCCCUUAAAAGCAAUGGAGAAGAGUGAGGGAAGGAGGCCGUUCAGAGGAGAAGAUUCGGGUGGUCUGAGCUCAUGGUAUCAGGGGGAAGAAGCAAGUGCAUCCCAAAUCGGAGUGCAUGGUACUUUUCCUUCUCGUCUGAACAAAGUCCAGCCCCUUCCUCCCCCUUAGAAUUGCAUUCUUCCUUCCUAUUGAUCAAGAGCAGCAACCAGAGCCUCUCUUGGUGUUGAUCACUUUGGAGGCGCAGUGCAAGAGAACAGCCUCUGACCCAGUCCAGAAAGAGACACACGCACAGGUAGACCAGAGAUAGGUUGAGUCUCCCUUAUCUGAAAUUUUUGAGACCUGAUUUUUGGAGGGAUUUUGGAAUGCCUGUAUUUGCUUAUACUAUCUUUCUCUAAAAACGGGGUGCACCUUAGAAUUGCAAAGAAUGGCACACUUUGCAAGUGGCACUCCACAUUUUUUUUAAACACGUAAACCCUGCCUCAGAAUGUGACCGUUCUCACUCCAUCUGCCCUCUCAUUGAAUAAAGUGGCGCAUUAUAGUGGAGCUCAGUCACUCACAACUAUUGGCAGCAAGUCCUGGUUGUAUCUUUGAUCCCUCAUGGCACACCCGAGAUUACACUACAAAGCCACAUUGAAAUGAAAGGUUGUUGCAAAUGGAGAAGAACAAGGGAAUAGACCUGCAAGUCAGUGUUUUAUUUCUUCUUAGAAUCAAAGCAAUUUAUUUUGUUGGUGGUACUGAAAUGAGUGUGUGUCUUACAAGUGAUGACAUCCUAGAAUUGAAGAAUUGAAGAAUUGUACACAGUGAAUGAUGGACUGGGAAGAAAGGGGGCUAGUUGCACAUCCAGCGUCGGCUGAAUGUUUUCUCAAGGAGCCCAGGCAGAGACUGAGAAGGGGAAGCGGGAAAUAGUUAAGUUACACUAUAAAAUGAAGGCAUUCCAGGCCUUUCUAUGAUUGUUGGCACACCUUCUGCUCUUUGAGAAAAGGAACUGGGAAGAGAGGGGAAAUCUUUUCUAAUCUUGCCUGGGCAGUGCCCAAUGGAGUUGAUGCAUCUUUGCAACUGCAUCUGGGACGUCUGCCUUUUCAAAGGUCAUUGCGUGAAGGAAUUCCCUCCCCUCUUUUCUCUAUCGGGGCUCCUUGAAGGAAAGCUCAGCCGAUGCUGGAUGUGGGACUAGCCCCCUUUCCCUAAAGGCUGAAAAACGAAAGGUUUCCAGGUUUGGGAUAUUUGGAAUUUCCCAAUGAGGGAGACUCAACCUUCUUCUACCCAAUGUCCUUUUCAAUGCUCUCUUAUUUGGGGUCUCUCUCUCAAUGUUGGAUUUCUCUGGGGCUGGAAGAGAGACUGUUGGGAAAAGGCUCCCAAGCAAAGCCAGAGCCUGUUCAGAAGGUGAGCCAUGUUUCAAAUUCCACAAUCAAAUGGGAGGCAGUGUCAGCCUCGGCUCCCUCCUAAUUGGCCAUUUGGGGUUUGGAAAGCUUGGCCCAUUGUCUCGGCUUAAGAGACCUUUCAGGGGCGCCUGUUGUGCCACUGCCCCUCGAACCUUGCCCCACAAAGGCAGAUCCGGGGACCCCCUUGGUUUGCGCCGCUCCUCCUCGCAAGUCAGCCUCCAUCUCCUCGCAAAUGUCCGUCUUCUUUUGCUUUCCUGAUUCAGACGAUGUAGCACAGUCCUUCUUUUCCCCAUCAUGUAGAAUACUGCCUUAAACAGAUCUGUUCGGUUGUGUUUUCUCUCUCUCUCUUUUUUAAUUUGCCAUCAGGUUUAUGUAUUAAUUAAUUUAUUUUUUUGAAAUGUGGUUUUUGGAAAAUCAUGAUACAUGUAUAAUAUUUUUUUAACGUUUCCAUUGCAGUAUUUAUCAUUGUUACUGGUUGUGUGUAGUGUAACAGAAUUAAUAUUAAAAAAGAAGCAUACAUAUGA
Molecule: messenger RNA, 9159 nt
Organism: Anolis carolinensis (green anole)
Lineage: Eukaryota; Metazoa; Chordata; Lepidosauria; Squamata; Anolidae
Gene: fam219a
Product: family with sequence similarity 219 member A
Exons: 6
Coding region: 244-798 (184 amino acids)
Source: RefSeq, a predicted model, not a curated record